AUGGCGGCGUUCACCGUCCGAUCACUCUCAUCAAUUCUGAUACUCCUCCUCCUCCUCACCACCGUCAUCUUCCUCAGUUUCCCGACGUGCACGGCGUCGAUCUCUUCCCGCGAGUACGAGUCAAUGCAGCGCAUGCUUCGCAACCACGGCUACAAUCUCAUCUGCAACACCAUGGCCACCUUUGACCUCCAGUAUGAGAUCCUCAAGCUUCCUCCCAAUGCCUCAUUCACCAUCUUCGCUCCCACCAACGCCUCCCUCUUCGCCCUCGACAUGAUCCAAACAAUGUCGUCCUACACGGAAACGCUCCGCCUCCACUUCGUCCCUCUCCGCCUCUCCCUCUCCGACCUCUGA
This is a messenger RNA of Fragaria vesca subsp. vesca, 351 nucleotides long. Its product is annotated as fasciclin-like arabinogalactan protein 19-like. Lineage: Eukaryota; Viridiplantae; Streptophyta; Magnoliopsida; Rosales; Rosaceae. Bases 1 to 351 code for a protein of 116 amino acids. The transcript has a single exon. The record is from RefSeq and is a predicted model, not a curated record.